AUGGCUGCUUCGAUCGCACGCAAACGAGGUACGCUGAAAGGCAGGAUCACCAGCUUGAAAGGCAUCGUCGCUGACGACAGUGUAGAUCUGGUGAAUGCGAGUAUCCGUUUCGAACGUGUUACCGAAUUAUUCAAAGAAUAUGAAUCGCUCUUUGAGAGUUUGACCGACGAUGAAAUUGCCAACGAAACAGAUCAAGCGAAACUUGUCGAAGAUGAAUAUUAUGAUCUUGCGACGCAAAUAAGAUCACUCAUAACCCCGACUUCAUCAAAUAAUAGAACGUCGUCGAGUUUCGGUAUGCCACUCGGAAGCUCGACCGUAAUUGAACGACAACAACUCGUUAAACUUCCAAUUGCCAACUUGCCACAGUUCGAUGGCAAUCAUGAGACUUGGAUAUCAUUCAAAAACACGUUUUUAUCAAUGAUUGAUGCGCGCACAGACGUCGAUGAUCUAAAUAAAUUUUUAUAUUUGAAAGAUUGCCUGAAAGGCUCAGCAUAUAAUAAACUGGCUUUGUAUGACGCGAGCGCCGACAACUACGCUAAGGCUUGGCAGACUUUAACCGACGAAUAUGAAAAACACCGUGUACUAAUGGCUAAGCAUUAUGACGGCAUUAUCGAUAUGCCCAAACUUGUUACGGCAACAUCUACAGGCUUGAUGAAAAUAAUCGAUGAUGUCCGGCAGCAUAUCAAUAUGCUCGAAGCCCUGAAGGUUAAACUAGAUAGAGGAAUGAUCGUUCGUAUCGUAGAGAAAAAACUUCCUACUGACGUCCGCAUGAAAUGGGAAGAAACGCUCAGUUUCGACGUUUUCCCCGAAUUCGAUCAAUUAUAUAAAUUCAUUAGUGAAUAUGCCUUUCGAAUCGGUGCUUUGAAUCCAGACCCA
Messenger RNA from Trichogramma pretiosum, 876 nucleotides. RefSeq lists its product as uncharacterized. The annotation marks the transcript as partial. The transcript has a single exon. Lineage: Eukaryota; Metazoa; Arthropoda; Insecta; Hymenoptera; Trichogrammatidae. The record is from RefSeq and is a predicted model, not a curated record.